AUGCAUCCUGCAAGUUACCUCCAGGUAGCCGCUCUCCUAAGCGCCGGGGUACUCGCCGCCCCCAAAGCAGCAGUCGAGCCGCAACAGAAUUGGGGUCUGCACCCUCGCGGAGGGAUAUACUUCACCAACACCGUCCAUGUGACGCGGUCCAGCGGUGGCAACGCGACGACGCCCAGACCGACCGGUGGUCAUCAGCACGCGCACAACCAGACCACCAACGGCACUAGCGCCGGCAGCACAUCCGUCUUGCCUAUCCUGACUUCAUUGUCGUCGUCGUCAACGGGUUGCCCCCUCAGCCUCGUGACCGAGACCACAACCGUCGACGUCAUCACGACUCUGUACCUACCCCUGAAUGACACCACGACCACCAGCUGCGACUACUGCAUCGCAACCACGGCGACGUCGGCGUGGCACAAUAGCACCUCGGCGGCUGCGAACCCGACUGUCGGCACCACAGGGAUGCCGCACUCGUACAACAUUAGCCGGGGCCACUGGGUUGCGACCGAGACCGAUUGCGACGAUUCUGUUGCAACAAGUGUGACCAGUCUCAGCUCCGACUCAACCGAGCUGCCAAACACCGACGUGCCAGUGCUGACGACUAGUGAGUUUGGCGAUGAGAUGACCACGUUGACGCCCAGUUCGGAGGGCACUGCUCCUCCCACCACAACCGUCUCGCUUGAGGAAGUCACGGAUGCAUACACAACUAGCCUGACAACGACGACCUCGCCCACAUCUACCGUCAGCCUGGAUCCCGCGCUUUCAUCGACCGUGGGCACGACUGUACCCGACACGGACGACUCUGACGACGUGACGACGGCGACGGCGACGAAGACGGCCGACUCGGGCAGCGCCACCGCCGCCACGACCACAUGCGUGAUCGACACCACCGUCAUGCCCAUUACCACGGCGUCAAUCGCUCAGACGCUGGCGACGACCUUGAACCCAACCAGGACCUUGUGCGCCACCGACGCCCCGGCCGGUGAGACGCCCAGACCGCGCAAUGUCUACUGCGGCGUGCACGGCCUCGACGUGGGCAACUACUUCCUGGCGCAGUACGUCAACAACAAGGCCAACGAGCCCGUGACGCUCGAGGGGUGUUGGCAGUUCUGCAAGGAGCAUAGUGAACGGACCAUCAUCAAGACCACUAACAGGAACGCCCUCAACAAACAAAAGGCAAGCAAAAAGAGCACCGGCGGCUGCCGCUCCUACGACUUCUACCUGGAGCCGGGUCUCGACGUCCCGCGCUGCAACCUGUACGGCAGCUCCGUCGCAUAUGCGCUGCGGACAAUCGACAACCACCAGCCGCACUGGUGGUUCGAUCUCAACUGCGGCAGCCCGACUCAGGAGAGGUGGCAGGCUGGUCACGACCACAGGCAUGACGGCAAACAGCUGUCGGCCCUGGGGCUGGCUGCCGAUCUGAGUAGAUUGGGGCUGUAA
Molecule: messenger RNA, 1437 nt
Organism: Pyricularia pennisetigena
Lineage: Eukaryota; Fungi; Ascomycota; Sordariomycetes; Magnaporthales; Pyriculariaceae
Exons: 3
Coding region: 1-1437 (478 amino acids)
Source: RefSeq, a predicted model, not a curated record